UGCCCUUGUGUCUCACCAUUCCAUGAGCUUGGCUGGGAGCGGUGCUCAUCUCCGCUCUACCUUGUAUCUGUCUAUAAAUCACUCACCAUGCGGGAAGGGGCGCUCAGUCUGCUGCUUCACUUACACUGCCUGCUGGCAUUUGCUGCUGCUAUUUCCAGGCUAGAACUUUUCCCCUAUGGGGAGGACCGGGGAGAUCAACUUCUGCAGGAGGGAGACGAUGAGACCUCUGAAGUGGUGAAGCUCACAAAUCCGCUACUCUUCUAUGAAGCCCAGUUUAACCUUCUUUAUGUAGGGACCAAUGGUAUAAUCUCCACUCAGGACUUUCCCAGAGAAACCCAGUAUGUGGAUGAUGGGUUUCCAACAGACUUUCCUGUCAUAGCUCCAUUCUUAUCAGACAUUGACACAAGCAAUGGCAGAGGCAAAAUAUAUUAUCGUCAAGACAAUUCAGAGCAAAUUGUGAAUGAAGCAGCCAGGCAAAUCCAGAGAGGAUUCCCACAAGCUGCAUUUAUCCCUGAUAAUGUCUUCCUUGUCACUUGGGAGAACGUAGGUGCAUAUGAGGAAGUGACCCGAAACUCUCCAUCUUCCAAUAGGUUGAACACUUUCCAGGCUGUGAUAGCAUACGAUGAGUCAGAUGCCUAUGCUGUAUUCAUUUACCCUGAGGAUGGACUACAGUUUUUUGGAACACGCCCUAAAGAAUCUUACAAUGUCCACAUUGAACUUCCUGCUAGGGUUGGCUUCAGUAGAGGGGAAUCGGAGUCCCUAAAGAGGGAAGGCCUCUUUUACAGUUUAACCAACACUGAACAGUCUGUGAAGAACCUUUACCAGUCAAGUAAUGUUGGGGUACCAGGAGUUUGGGUUUUUCACAUCGGUAGCAUUUCCGAGCUAGAUAAUGUCAUACCAGCAAAGUUCCAUAAUUUCCCCACAAGUGAUCAUUCAGUAUUACAGGAAAACUAUCAUACUGGGUACCCGGAACAUAGAGAGGAAGACCUUGAGGAAACUCUUGAUUAUCCAGAGUUAUUUUAUGACAAUGAAGAUGAGUAUCCUCCAAAUGAGCCUGCAGAGUUGGCUCCAACCCAGUUUACAAAUCCUGCUCAAGAGGCUACAUUGCCAUAUGUGCCAUUUGACAGUCCAUUACCACCAUAUCAGGAACCAAGAUGGUCGCCAUUUGAAGCUGGUGAAUUGGAUAGAGAUGAAGAUGAAAGUCAAGUUGAACCUCAAGUGAAUCCGGAGACAAUUAGAGCCCAGUUUGAGGAGACUAUUAAUCUACCAGUGGCAUUAGAUAUUUUAGACUCGGAUAAUAAAACUGAUACUAACACCGAUAAUGAUGAUGAUGAUGAUUUCUCAGAGGAGGAGGUCGUUCAUCGUCGUCAUCAUGUGCCUGAAGAAGGUUACAGGAGUCCUGGGGAAAUUGGUCUUGAAGAUUAUGUGCUUUAUAACCCUGUGCGUAAAGAGACCUGUGAAAAAAAUCACGGCCAGUGUUCUCGUCAUGCCUUCUGUACGGACUACGCUGCUGGUUUCUGCUGCCAUUGUGAGGAGAAUUAUUACGGAAAUGGUGUAUAUUGUUUACCAAAAGGUGCACCACAUCGUGUAAAUGGCAAAGUGACUGGCAAUAUCAUUGUGGGACAAACACCUGUCGACUUUGCUAGUGUAGAUUUACACGCGUAUGUGGUAGUGAAUGAUGGCAGAGCUUAUACGGCAAUUAGUGCCAUUCCUGAGCCAGCAUCUUGGUCGUUAACACCUUUAACCCCCAUUGGAGGACUUUUUGGUUGGCUUUUCGCACUGGAAAAGCCUGGUCAUCAGAAUGGAUUCAGCAUUACAGGUGCAAAGUUUGUACAUAAUAUGGAAGUUGUCUUCUACCCAGGAGAGGAAAUAGUUUAUAUCACUCAAACUGCAGAUGGAUUUGAUUCUGAAAAUUAUAUCAAUUUGAAGACUACAAUUCAAGGCAAAAUACCAUUUAUCCCAGAGACAUCAACUGUUCAGGUUUCACCAUACAAUGAAAUAUAUCAUUAUUCUGGAUCAGUGGUGACAUCAACAGCCUACAGAGAAUAUACAGUAACAUCACAAUCUAAGGAUGAACAAAAACUUUCAUAUCGGUUACGGCAAAAUGUUACUUACCAUGAGUGUCUGUACUCGCAGCGGCUUCCACUAAGUGCCCAGAAACUCAAUGUUGAACGGGUGUUUGCUCUUUAUAAUAAGGAUGAAAAAGUGCUCCGAUAUGCCAUUACAAGCCAUAUUGGAUCGAUUCAUGAAACAAGUCAAGAGUCAACGUCAAACCCUUGCUAUGAUGGUACUCAUGCAUGUGACACAAGGGCUCAGUGCCAGCCAGCCACAGGACUCAACUACACAUGUGUGUGCGCAUCUGGCUACCAAGGAGAUGGCAGAGAAUGUACUGAUGUAAAUGAAUGUGACGUUGGACCAGCCAGAUGCGGCCAGAACGCUGUAUGCAGCAACCUUCCAGGGAGCUACAAGUGUGAGUGCAGGAGUGGCUACACGUUUGCUGCAGAUGGACACAACUGUUUAUUGGAAUCUCUACCAGUCAACCCAUGUGAAGAUGGCAGCCAUACUUGUAACAGAGAGUCAUCUCAUUGUGUUUCUCGUGGAGAUGGCGUUUUUACUUGUGAAUGCUUUGCUGGAUUUGUUAAAAGUGGAGAGAAUUGCAUAGAUGUUGAUGAAUGUGCAGAGCGCAGAUGUCAUCCAGAUGCCACUUGUACCAACACCCCAGGCGCAUUCUCUUGUCAUUGUAACAGUGGUUAUGAAGGAGAUGGGUUCCAGUGUAGACAGAUACAAAAUUCUCACCUCCAGAACACACCAUGCUUGGAGAAGCGCCGGAAUCUUCAUGGACAGUUUGGAGGUAUUCUUCCUCCAGGACUUUUUGUACCAGAUUGUGAUGACAAAGGCCAAUAUACCCCUCUACAGUGCCACGGCAGCACAGGCCACUGUUGGUGCGUUCACACAAAUGGGGAAGAAAUUGCUGGAACAAGGACUCCUCGAGGUGGUGCCCGUCCACAAUGUGAAGCAUUAGAUUCAAACCCCCAGAACACACCAUGCUUGGAGAAGCGCCGUAAUCUUCAUGGACAGUUUGGAGGUCUUCCUCCUCCAGGACUUUUUGUUCCAGAUUGUGAUGAGGAAGGCCACUAUACCCCUCUACAGUGCCACGGCAGCACUGGCUACUGUUGGUGCGUUCACAAAAAUGGUGAAGAAAUUGCUGGAACAAGGACUCCUCCUGGUGGGACCAGUCCACAAUGUGAAGUAUUAGAUUCAAACCCCCAGAACACAUCACCAUGCUUGGAGAAGCGCCGGAAUCUUCAUGGACAGUUUGGAGGUCUUCCUCCUCCAGGACUUUUUGUUCCAGAUUGUGAUGAGGAAGGCCACUAUACCCCUCUACAGUGCCAUGGCAGCACUGGCUACUGUUGGUGCGUUCACAAAAAUGGUGAAGAAAUUGCUGGAACAAGGACUCCUCCUGGUGGGACCAGUCCACAAUGUGAAGUAUUAGGACCUCUGAAGACCCCCUGCUUAGAGACCCGCAGGCAUUUACUUGGAGAGGCAGGACCAAGAGGCCCUCGUCCAGGACUUUUUGUACCAGAAUGUGAGGAUGAGGGCCACUACGCUCCCCUGCAGUGCCACGGCAGCACAGGGUACUGUUGGUGUGUUAACCAAAAUGGUGAAGAGAUUUCUGGUACAAGGACACCACCUGGUGGAACCCGUCCACGAUGUGGCAUUCCAGAACCCACUGAGAGGCCUCAGACUGUCUGUGAGAGAUGGAAACAGAGCCUUCUGGAGCAUUACAAGGGAAGACCCACAGAAGAGCAGUAUAUUCCUCAGUGUGAUAAAUAUGGGGACUUCAGCCCUCUGCAGUGUCACGGAAACAGUGGCUACUGCUGGUGCGUAAAUAAAGAUGGAAGAGAAAUUGAAGGCUCUAGAACGGAACCUGGAAUGACCCCAGCAUGCAUUCCUACAGUGGCACCUCCUACUGUUCUUCCCACACCACGCCCUGACGUAGCACUCAGUACAACUGGCACGUUCCUUUUGUAUGCGCAGGGGCAGCAGAUUGGAUAUUUGCCUCUAAAUGGCACAAAACUUCACAAGGCCAAAGCGAAGACUCUCCUAUCACUUCAUGGAUCUAUAGUUGUGGGGAUAGAUUACGACUGCCAGCAGAAGAUGGUUUACUGGUCAGAUGUCGCUGGUCGCACCAUAAACCGAGCAAGUUUAGAACCGGGAGCAGAGCCAGAAGUGAUCAUAAAUUCAGGGUUGCAAAGCACAGAAGGCCUUGCCAUUGACUACCUGCGUAGAACAAUAUUUUGGACUGAUAGUGGUCUUGAUAAAAUUGAGAGUUCUCGUCUGGAUGGCUCAGAGAGGAAGAUUCUGUUUGAUACAGAGCUGGUGAAUCCCCGCGCCAUCACUGUGGACGCUAUCAGAGGGAACCUUUACUGGACAGAUUGGAACAGAGAGGCACCUAAAAUUGAGACCUCUUUUGUAGAUGGAUCCAACAGGAGAAUUCUAGUUAACGAUAACAUUGGCUUACCCAACGGCUUAACGUUUGACCCAUUUUCUAAACAAAUCUGUUGGGCAGAUGCAGGAACAAAAAAGCUAGAAUGCAUUUUACCAAAUGGAACUGGAAGGCGUGUAAUACAAAGUAACCUUAAUUAUCCGUUCAGUGUUGUUGCAUAUGCACAUUACUUCUACCAUACAGACUGGAGGAGGGAUGGUGUAAUAUCAAUUAAUAAAGAAAAUGGACAAAUAGUAGAUGAAUAUCUUCCUGAACAGCGAUCCCAUCUCUACGGAAUAACAGCAGUUUAUCCUUAUUGUCCAACAGGGAAAAAGUAAAACAAAGAAAAUGCAGAAACUGAUAAAAGAAAAAUUCCAGGGAAAUUAAGAUCUUCCCAUGUCACUACUGACUGUAUUAAAAGGAUCAAAAAGAAAAUAAAGAAUAAAGAUGAAUACUACUACACAAUAUUCCAUUGCAAUAAAAAGACAUAAAAUAUAAUUUGUAAAGAUUUUUUACCUCAGUUUUUUUUUACUACUGUAUUUUUGAAGAAUUGUUUUUAUGUGUAAAAAAAUAGAAAUAAUCGUCCUUUGACUUAAAGGGACACUGUACCCAAAAAAUUUCUUUUGUGAUUCAGAUUGAGCAUGAAAUUUUAAGCAACUUUCUAAUUUACUCCUAUUAUCAAAUUUUCUUCAUUCUCUUGGUAUCUUUAUUUGAAAUGCAAGAAUGUAAGUUAAGAUGCCGGCCCAUUUUUGGUGAACAACCUGGGUUGUCUUUGCUGAUUGGUGGAUAAAUUCAUCCACCAAUAAAAAAAGUGCUGUCCAGAGUACUGAAACCAAAAAAAAGCUUAGAUGCCUUCUUUUUCAAAUAAUGAUAGCAAGAGAAUGAAUAAAAAUUGAUAAUAGGAGUAAAUUAGAAAGUUGCUUAAAAUUGCAUGCUCUUUCUGAAUUACAAAAGAAAAAAUAUGGGUUCAGUGUCCCUUUAAAAUCGGACAAUGUGGAUCUGAAAUCCAAACUGUUACAUCACAAAAGUGCUUUUAUUUUUAUCUGUAUAAUAUGACUUAGGAUACAAAAUGGAUAUGGUGCUUUAGUGUAGUGAUAUCCUUGAUAUCUAAUAUAUAUGUCUAAUAUUGAUGGGCAAUAAUACAGGAAAAUUAAUUUGAAUACAAUAUGUGAUCCGUAGCCAAACUAUAGAUAAAAGCUACUGAAAGUGCCAAUAAAAAAGUAAAUAUGCUACGUGGCUGUUGAUUUGUUUGAGGAGUUAGAUAUAUGUUUUUUUAAGAUAGGUUCUAGUAUUUUUACCCAUCAUUGUUACAUAUUAAUUUAAUUUUUUUUAACCUAUAACAUUUGUUUACUUUUUAAACUCAAUUUUUAAAUGUUGAUAUUUUUAUAUGUUUUUUUUUUUUUCUAAAACAACUAUUAUUAAAAAAAACAAAAAGGAAAUAAAACAAAACCUAUGUCAACUGUGAAAAUAAAUGUAUGUGGUUUUGAAACUGCCUUCCCUAUACCAAAACACUUUAUUAAUCAAAAGUUAUGUACUUUUCACUUUUAUAAAUUGUAAGAGCCUCAGUGCCGUGAAAUGCUUCACAGGUUAUUUCAAUAAAACUUUUUUUUUUUUCUUUAAAA
Molecule: messenger RNA, 6108 nt
Organism: Bombina bombina (fire-bellied toad)
Lineage: Eukaryota; Metazoa; Chordata; Amphibia; Anura; Bombinatoridae
Gene: NID2
Product: nidogen 2
Exons: 24
Coding region: 88-4824 (1578 amino acids)
Biological process (GO): cell-matrix adhesion
Cellular component (GO): basement membrane
Molecular function (GO): calcium ion binding
Source: RefSeq, a predicted model, not a curated record